UUAGUUUAAAAUCUAGCGAUGUUGCUAACAACUUGCACUAUGGCGCCUUGAACACGGUACUCAACCCUUCUACCAACCUCACUCUUUCAACGUAAGUGAUAAGCUUUUUUCUGCAUAUAUUUCCUCAUAGUUUUGAUGUUCUUUUGCAAAUGGUUUUCCUAUCAGAGCAUUGGUGCAACCGAGAUAGUAUCCAGUGGAAUCGGGUGUUUGGAUACAGGGCAGUUCAUGCACCAGAAGGGGCCAACAUUUGGUCCUUUGGGGAAUGAACAUAUCGAAAACUGGGCUGACUCUGGCCUUGCCGAUAAUAGCCAACAGACUGUCACUUCAACUGAUGUUGACACUGACCAUAAAAACCAGGUUCCUGGCGUUCAACAUGGACCUAUAAUGGUGGAUUCAGUGGAUCAGUCCAAGUCAAAAUUUGGUGAUCAAAAGAUGCUUCGCAGGCUUGCUCAGAAUCGAGAAGCCGCAAGGAAGAGUAGAUUGAGGAAGAAAGCAUAUGUCCAGCAGCUCGAGAAUAGUCGACGUAGGCUCACAGAGUUAGAGCAAGAGCUUCAAAUGGCAAGACUGCAGGGUUCUUUUACCACGACUAGACAUUCGGUGGACCAUGGUCAUUUGGUCUUGGGAAAUGCGGCUCUGGCGUUUGACAUGGAAUAUGGUUGCUGGCUCCAUGAACAUCAACGACUGAUAAAUGACCUAAGAUCGGCAGUGAAUUCAAAUAUUGGGGAUAGUGAAUUAUGCAUUCUUGUUGCGGGUGUCAUGGCACAUUAUGAUGAAGUUUUCAGGUUGAAAAGCAUUGGUACCAAGGCAGAUGUAUUUCACAUGCUCUCUGGAAUGUGGAAAACACCUGCAGAGAGGUGUUUUAUGUGGUUGGGAGGAUUUCGUUCAUCCGAACUUCUCAAGAUCCUUGGAAACCACGUUGAGCCUUUAACAGACCAACAAUUAAUGGGCAUAUGUAAUCUACAGCAGUCUUCUCAACAGGCUGAGGAUGCCUUAUCACAAGGAAUGGAAGCUUUGCAACAAUCUCUUGUAGACACCCUCUCGUCCACAUGUUUAGGUCCUACUGCUCCCGGAAACGUUGCUGAUUACAUGGGCCAGAUGGCGAUUGCAAUGGGAAAACUUGUCACAUUGGAGAACUUCCUACACCAGGCUGACCUUUUAAGACAGCAAACUUUACAACAAAUGCAUCGAAUUUUAACCACUCGGCAAGCAGCCCGGGCCCUAAUAGUUAUUAGUGAUUACACUUCAAGACUUAGGGCUCUUAGCUCUUUAUGGUUAGCCCGGCCUAGAAACUGAAUCUUCCAUUCCAUGAAAGCUCAUCUUGGUUUCAUCAAUGCGUUGCACAGAACAUUU
Messenger RNA from Hibiscus syriacus, 1350 nucleotides. Its product is annotated as transcription factor TGA2.3-like. Bases 136 to 1293 code for a protein of 385 amino acids. Gene Ontology annotation, molecular function: sequence-specific DNA binding; DNA-binding transcription factor activity. NCBI's taxonomy places the organism in Eukaryota, Viridiplantae, Streptophyta, Magnoliopsida, Malvales, Malvaceae. The record is from RefSeq and is a predicted model, not a curated record. The transcript is spliced from 8 exons. Gene Ontology annotation, biological process: regulation of DNA-templated transcription; DNA-templated transcription.